Molecule: messenger RNA, 1242 nt
Organism: Danaus chrysippus (African queen)
Lineage: Eukaryota; Metazoa; Arthropoda; Insecta; Lepidoptera; Nymphalidae
Source: the annotation of a GenBank genome assembly
AUGGACGUGUUUACCGCUGCAGCAGCAUAUUUUAGUGCAUCCUAUCAGUAUAUACAAAUAGUACAUAAAUACAAAGUUGUUAAGAAGCCUAGGAAGAGACGACACCGGUGGAUGUUAAAAAUGCACAAAAAUCGUACAAGGGAGACAAUGGAGCAACAACUUCAGGAAAUGUUGGUAGAACCCUCACAUGAAUUCAAUAAUUUUUGCAGAAUGUCAUAUACAGACUUUGAGUUCUUAUUACAAAAACUUGAGCCAAUCAUUGCAAAGAAAGAUACUAAAUGGAGAGAGUGUAUACCACCGAAGAUUAGACUGGCUGUAACUUUACGCUUCCUGGCUUCUGGCGAUAGCUACCGGAGUCUACAUUUGUUGUUCAAGAUGUCAACUCAAAUUAUCUCAAAAAUUGUACUAGAAGUUUGUGUUGCCAUAUACCAGGUGCUUAAGGACUGUGUUAAGAUGCCUAACACGGAAGAAGGCUGGCUUACCAUAGAACAUGGAUUCUGUAGUCGAUUUCCACAUGCUAUUGGCGCUAUAGAUGGGAAACAUGUCUCAUUGAGGGCAACUAUCAACAGAGGCUCAGAAGAUUUUAACGAUAAAAAAUUCUUUAGCAUCGUAUUAAUGGCGUUGGUAGAUAGUAACUACUGUUUCUUGUUUGCUGAUGUAGGAUGCCAGGGCCGAAUAAGCGAUGGUGGUGUUUUAAAUAAUUCCAUCUUGUUGAAUAAGAUGAUCGACAACUCGUUAGGACUACCUACACCAACUCCGCUUCCAAAUGGAAAUGUUGAUAUGCCUUAUGUAUUUUUAGGGAAUACGGCAUUUGAUUUGCAUAGAAAUUUGAUGAAACCGUACCCUGGUGAAUACGAAGAAGGUACAAAAGAAAUAUUUUUUAAUAAGAAAUUAUCAUCGGCCCGUGUUGUUGUGGAAAAUACGUUUGGCGUCAUUAGUUCUGUCUUUAGAGUACUUCGUCAGCCACUACUACUGGAACCAGAGUCAGCUAAACAUGUAGUUAUGGCCUGCAUAGUUUUACAUAAUUUCUUAAGAAAGAGCCCACAUUCAUCGGCUUCAUAUAAUCCCCCAGGCACAUUUGAUAUAUUUGAUGGGGAUGUUUUAGUAAGCAGGGGAUCAUGGAGGGAUGAUGUUCCUAUUAAUCCAGCUUUGCGUGAUAUGAGGAAUAUUCCCAGGGGGUCACCGAGGGAUGCAGAACAGAUACGCAAUGAAUUUGCUACAUACCUGCACACUAGACAAUGA